This is a messenger RNA of Sungouiella intermedia, 459 nucleotides long. The record is from the annotation of a GenBank genome assembly. Lineage: Eukaryota; Fungi; Ascomycota; Pichiomycetes; Serinales; Metschnikowiaceae.
AUGGCAAACAAGCCUCUGGUUCGGACCAUUUCCGCAGAUGAAGUGCGCUCCCAUGCUUCCCCCGAUGACCUAUGGAUGGUGGUUUACAACAAGGUCUACGACGUGUCCAAGUUUGCAACCUUGCACCCUGGUGGUGUGGAGGUUCUUGUAGACUGUGGAGGUGUCGAUGCCACCGAGGCGUUUGAGGACGUGGGCCAUUCACAAGAUGCAUUUGACAUGCUUCUACCAUACUUGGUGGGAGAGCUCCCGUCUAAUGAGAGAAAGAAGUAUGCACAUCUCUUAGAGACUAAGACUGAGAAGGAAAAGCCAAAACGGAAGGUUAUCAAGAAGAGCCCGAGACAGAAUGACCGUUUCCGGCGGCGGAUGUUGGUGUCUGCGCUUGUUACAUUAGCCAUCUUCUCGUUGUUAGUUGUUGUAGUACUUCAGAAGUUGCAGUGGUUGAAGUUGACAACUUAUUAG